GACCCAAAGUUUUGCUUGUUUAAAUUUCACCACUCGCGUAACAGUUAUGAAUUUAAAUAAUGACAAUAAGUAUUUUUUUAAAGUAAUUUGCUGAGGAGAACCAAAAUAACAUAACAACAGGGAGCUAUAGGUAAGAUUCCCAGAUAUUUUACUACCGCCUCAGUCGUUAGUUGUCUAUUGCUUGGACCAAAAUAUCUACUAUUCCUAUCCGGAGAAGUGCACUGCCCAAGCUAUCCUUCUUCCGUUCUUAUCUUUAAUCCCUUAGGGGCCAAGCUUCCCUCGGCUGAUCUUUAUCUGCUCCCAAGUCCCAACAGUGUAGAAGUACACUAUAAAUACACCUCCCGUUGGAGCAUCUCUGCCAUCUCACCAUCAAGCUAGCCUCUCUCCAUUUCUUUCGGUUCCAUCCAUAGGGAAAGCUCUGCUUCUGCUCCUGGGAUUAGACAACAAUAUUCGUUCUUAGAAGAUAGAAGAAGGAAGCUGUGUGGAAAUAUUUUAAGGUGUUCUAGAGAGGGCGAUCAGAGGUCCAGGAGCGGCACAAGUUUAAUCAACGAGGAGACUCAAGAUGGAUGAUGGGAACAUAAACAAUGUGAAUGGUGCUAGCAAUAGCUACUCGGGGGAUGUGAUCCGUAAUGUAGAUGGACAAGACCAUCUAGCCCAUUUGCUUGCUGAUAUUAUUGAAAAGCAAGAAAGAACCCAACAAAGGCAAAUGCAAAUAGUAGAAGACAUUGCGAGGAGUGAUGUGAAACGUAAUAGACUUGGAGAUUUUCAAAAGUUAAGGCCUCCAACUUUUCUUGGUACAUCUAAUCCUUUGGAAGCUGAAGAUUGGAUUAUUGCCAUGGAAAAAGCCUUCGAUGCAAUGGGUUGUACUGACAAUGAGAGAGUUUCCUUCGCAACGUACAUGCUACAGUCUAGUGCAUUCGAGUGGUGGGAUGCUCAUAGGAAGUCUUACGAGCAAGAUGUUCAAAUUACAUGGAAGUUAUUUAAGGAAGCUUUCUAUCAAAAGUAUUUUCCAGAAAGUGUUAAAAGGAUAAAAGAGAAGGAAUUCCUUGAAUUAAAACAAGGGCACAAAUCAGUUUCAGAUUAUGAAAUUGAGUUUUCUAGACUUGCUCGAUUUUCCCCUGCUUUUGUUCAAACUGAUAGUUCGAAGGCCCGACGGUUUGAGAGUGGAUUACGCCAACCUCUUAAACGACGUGUCGAAGCUUUUGAGUUGAACUCUUUCAGGGAGGUUGUGAACAAAUCUCAACUCUUAGAAAAAGGUUACCAUGACGAAGUGGAGGAGGUGCAACAAAAAUCAAAGAAGCCCAAAUUCAAUAUGCAUCAACCUCAGGAGGACUUUCAAGAAGAAGUGAGGUUUUCAAUGUCUACGGGUGAAGUUUCUAAUGCCCGAGAGACACCAUGUCCUAUUUGCAAUAGAGAUCACCCUCCUCAUUUUUGUCCAUACCGCUGGGGAAGAUGCUACAAAUGCGGACAAGCUGGGCACACUCAAAAUCGGUGUCCAUCUUUGAAGCUGAAUAGCCCUAUAGCUCAAGUCGCUCCAUCAAAACCAGCAUUAUUGCCGGCCCCUGCACAACCUUUGUAUUUGACUGGACCCACUCUGCUAAAUAAUUCAUCAUGUCAAGCUCCAGCGCCAAAUAAGGUUCCUCACGGACAACCAAAUAAGGGAGAGAAAAAUCUUGGAAGAAAUCAUGCCCAAGUCUAUAAUAUAAUCAAGACUAACAAAGAGGAGCCUGAUAAAGAAGUACCAGGUCCAGGAGCGGCACAAGUUUAAUCAACGAGGAGACUCAAGAUCAAUUUUAGGAUCAAGUGGCGACGGCUGAAAAUCCAUAUGACGACAUAUAGCGUAGAAGUGGAGCGAGAUAUUAAUAGAAGAAAAUAUCACUAGUGUUGUAAUAAAUAAGUUGUACUUGUAAUAUUUGAUAAUGAAUAAAGUGGAGACUUGCUUGGCA
Messenger RNA from Lolium perenne, 1946 nucleotides. RefSeq lists its product as uncharacterized. NCBI's taxonomy places the organism in Eukaryota, Viridiplantae, Streptophyta, Magnoliopsida, Poales, Poaceae. Gene Ontology annotation, molecular function: zinc ion binding; nucleic acid binding. The record is from RefSeq and is a predicted model, not a curated record.